AUGUCGGCACCCGACCGCGCCCGUCGUCGCCGGCAGAGCAAGGCCUGCACGCGCUGUCGGAAGAGGAAGAUUCGGUGUGACUUCAACUUCCCUGCUUGCGGCGCCUGCGUCUCUGCCUCUGCCCCCUGUGUCGGCUUCGACUCGAUCCAUGGCGUGGAGAAGCCGCGCAGUGUCAUCUCGCACCUCGAGGAAGAGGUCGAGCGGCUGGAAAAGGAGCUGCAAGAGACGAAGCGGGACCAAGAAGUGGCCCUGCCUGGCGACCAGACAGCCGACCGCGCCGCCCAGGCGAAGGAAGUGGUGGACCGAAUGACGACUCGACUGGCGACGGCGACAGUCUCGCCCGUCUCGCCCGUCACUGCCACCGCUUCCAUGUCCAUGCUCCCCCUCACGUCCAGCGUCUUUUUUGUCGGCUCGCCCGCACCGCACCUUCACAAAUCGAGUGCCUGGGACGAGACGAGGGGCCCGGCGGCGACCCUGUCGACGGCAACGGCAACGGCGCCGGCACCGACUCCCUUGAUGUCGCCGUCCCCUUCGUCCACGUCGUCGGCCGUCCCCAUCUCCUCGAUCCCCCGCCACGUCGCCGUCAUCAUGCUCAAGCACUACUGUGAAAUCUACCGGCCGCAGUAUCCAGCCGUCGAGGAGCAGGACCUGCUGCAGGCCUUUGACCGAGUCUACGACAAGAGCCCGGCCAAGGGCGCGGCCACCGACUUUGACGUCUUUUGUGUCCACAUCACGCUGGCCAUCAGCACCACUACGCUCAUGUACCGCGACGCCGGCCGUGCCGCGACCGCCACCGCCGGCUUCUGGGCCACGGCCGUCGCGCAUCUGGACGCGCUGGACCGUGACUCGAACGCAACGACGCAGCCCUGGCAGCGCGUCCAGGCCCUCCAGCUGCUGGCCCACUAUGGCUUUCUCAACCCCAAGGACGUUGACUGUGUGCGGUGCACCGCGGCAGCGCUGCGGCUGUGUGUGCAGCUGGGCCUGCACCACGAGCUGCCGCACGAGGACCGCCAGCACGUGUCCCCGGCGCAACUCGACAUCCGCCGGCGCCUCUUUUGGCACUCGCUCUCGCUCGACCUGGCGGCCAACAGCACGCGCGGCCGACCGGGGAGCAUGGCCGGGGACGCGUUUACGGCCAAGAUGCCUGCCCUGGGCGCGACAUCGCCUACGGCACACAUCUGGGCACUCCGCCAGAUGGAGGGCGAGAUCUUGGCGAGGCUCUACUAUUCGGGUUGGCCGUCGUCGUCGUUGGACGACGUUGACACCUGGCAUGCCGACAUCCGCGCCCGCCUUUCCGCCUGGCACCAAGCCACCCGCCAGAGCGUCGCCCUCGCCGAGACGCUGGAGUUUGCCGAUAUUUUAUUCCACAUGCAGCGGCUGCGGCUGAGCCGACCGUCGCCGCGGCGGCCGUGCCCUUCGCCCGCCCUGCAGAGCGAGUGCCUGGCCGCGUCUGUGGCGGUGCUGCGCGCGUUUGACGUGAUUGCGCGACUGGGGAAGCUGUUUUACAUUUGGCAUGCGGCGCACUGUGUGGUGGAAGCAGCGAUUUGUUUGUGUGCGGUUGUUUUAGCGAGUGAACCGGCAAGCGCAGCGAGGGCAUCAACAGUGACUUUGUCCACAGACACGGACGUAGUCAAGAAAGACGACGUGCCCAUCUUGACGCGCCAUCUCAAGACGUUCCCCGGCAUUCUGUGGAAGGUUGCGCGACGAUGGCCGGCCAUUACACACCACGCGGCCGCCCUCGAGGCCAUAUCCCAAGCCGUCGUCGACAGACUGCAGCGGCAGUGGGUGACCCAUACCACGCCAGAGGCCGACGCGGCCGAGACGGCUGCUGCUCUCAAACAAAAACUCAAAGACAUGUCACUGUUUUCUCCGUUUCCGGAAGACGCCUCUACUGCUGCCGUCGAAGCAAUUACAGACACGCCGCCCUCUGUCUCGACCUCGACAGACGUCAACAUGACUGCGCCCUUUGACGCCAACUGGUCCUUGCCACCACUGUCGCCGGGCCAAAUGCUGCCUGUACAGUCCCUGUCUACUGUGUCGGUUUCAUCCAAUACAGCAGUUGACCCCGGCAGCAACGCCGCCACCAUGGACGACGACAGCAUCCUUGACUGGGACUUUGCAGGCGUCGGUUUUGAAGAGAUCUUUGCCGCUCUGAUCCAGGCCAACCAGACAGAAGACGGAGAGGCUGCAGCAACGACGACGACGACAGCGAUGAGUGCAGAGCCAAACGACAUGCUCACCUAG
Molecule: messenger RNA, 2244 nt
Organism: Sporothrix schenckii 1099-18
Lineage: Eukaryota; Fungi; Ascomycota; Sordariomycetes; Ophiostomatales; Ophiostomataceae
Exons: 2
Coding region: 1-2244 (747 amino acids)
Biological process (GO): positive regulation of transcription by RNA polymerase II; DNA-templated transcription
Molecular function (GO): DNA-binding transcription factor activity, RNA polymerase II-specific; sequence-specific DNA binding; zinc ion binding
Source: RefSeq, a predicted model, not a curated record